Molecule: messenger RNA, 4220 nt
Organism: Trematomus bernacchii (emerald rockcod)
Lineage: Eukaryota; Metazoa; Chordata; Actinopteri; Perciformes; Nototheniidae
Product: high affinity cationic amino acid transporter 1-like
Exons: 12
Coding region: 215-2155 (646 amino acids)
Biological process (GO): transmembrane transport; amino acid transport
Cellular component (GO): plasma membrane
Molecular function (GO): amino acid transmembrane transporter activity
Source: RefSeq, a predicted model, not a curated record
CGGUGUGUUAGCUGGACUUCCGUUGGUACACGCGUGUAUUUGUGUGUGGCCAAACAAACCAUCUGUCACAAGUUCCUUGCAGAAAAAAGCGAUUUUACGCGACUUUUGUCCACACUUGUGACGCGUAAACUGAAAUAAACAGAAGAUAUAUCAGUGAUCGGCGUCUUUUAAAGAAGGUAAAUAAUCUUCUGUAGAGCUUUUGGUGGCAGCCAGGAUGAUUCUGGCAACAUUAAAGGGUGUUGGGAAGCAGCUCCUGCGGGUGAAGGUGGUGGACUGUAACACAGAGGACUCCCGCCUGUCUCGAUGCCUCAACACAUUUGAUCUGGUUGCCCUUGGCGUCGGCAGUACGCUCGGCGCUGGAGUCUACGUCCUCGCUGGCGCCGUGGCCCGGGAAAACUCUGGACCUGCCAUCGUCCUCUCGUUCCUCAUCGCGGCCCUCGCCUCCGUCCUGGCCGGUCUGUGCUACGCCGAGUUUGGAGCCCGUGUCCCCAAAACUGGUUCGGCUUACCUCUACAGCUAUGUGACGGUUGGAGAACUUUGGGCUUUUAUCACAGGCUGGAACCUCAUCCUCUCUUAUGUCAUUGGAACUUCAAGUGUGGCCAGAGCGUGGAGUGCAACCUUUGAUGAGCUGAUUGGAAAACACAUCGAGGUCUUUUGCCGCAAUUACAUGACUAUGAAAGCUCCAGGCUACCUGGCAGAGUAUCCGGACAUAUUUGCGGUCUUAAUCAUAAUCAUUCUGACAGGACUGCUUGCAUUUGGAGUAAAGGAGUCAGCCAUGGUUAAUAAGGUGUUCACCUGCGUCAAUGUAGUGGUGCUGCUGUUUGUCAUCAUCUCGGGCUUGGUCAAAGGAAACCUAAAGAACUGGAACUUGAACCCUGACGAAAUCCUCAAUGCCACCCGCAACUCUAGCUCCAAUUCCACUGAUUUCAUACCAUCAAAAGAAAAUCUUGGUAAAGGCGGCUUCAUGCCUUUUGGUAUAAGUGGAGUCCUCUCUGGUGCCGCCACCUGCUUUUAUGCCUUUGUAGGGUUUGAUUGCAUCGCCACGACAGGAGAGGAAGUGAAAAAUCCUCAGAGGGCCAUUCCUAUCGGGAUUGUGGCAUCACUCCUAAUUUGUUUUGUGGCAUACUUCGGUGUGUCCGGAGCCCUCACUAUGAUGAUGCCGUACUACCUGCUGGAUAAGAAUAGCCCCCUGCCAGUGGCCUUUACGUAUGUGGGCUGGGAGGGAGCCAAUUAUGCAGUGGCCAUUGGCUCUUUAUGUGCCCUGUCAACCAGUUUACUAGGCUCCAUGUUCCCAAUGCCCAGAGUGAUCUGGGCCAUGGCAGAAGAUGGCCUGCUCUUCAAAUGUUUGGCCACAAUCAGCCCGCGAACCAAAACCCCCCUAACAGCUACUGUAACAUCAGGUGUUGUGGCAGCUGUGAUGGCUUUCCUGUUCGACUUGAAGGACCUGGUUGACCUGAUGUCCAUUGGCACUUUGCUGGCUUACACUCUGGUGGCUGCCUGUGUGUUAGUCCUCAGGUACCAGCCUGAACAGCCCAGUAACGCCUAUGAGAUGGCCAACACUCAGGAUGACCCUGAUAUGUCUGAGUCUUAUAACGAGGGGAGCAUUGACGUACUGGCACAAGCAGAGGAUCGCCUCACCAUCAGGAAUGUGCUCUACCCUUCGAACACAGAGCCGUCCAACACGUCAGGGUUCGCCGUCAACAUCUGCACCAGCGUACUAGGUGUUCUGGUGUUUGUUUUCAGCAUUGUUGCUGUUCAUGGAGGGCUGGCUGCCUGGUCAGUGUCCGUGCUCUGCAUCAUAGUGUUGGUCUGUAUCAUCGUCACCGUCGUGGUGUGGAGACAGCCGCAGAGCAAGACCAAGCUCGCCUUUAAGGUUCCCCUGCUGCCCGUUCUCCCAGUCAUGAGUAUGUUCAUCAACGUCUAUCUGAUGAUGCAGCUCGGCAGAGGAACCUGGAUGCGCUUUGCCAUCUGGAUGGUCUUAGGUUUCUUUAUCUACUUCGGCUAUGGUAUUCGCAACAGUGUUGAGGCAUCAAUGGCCAGGUCUGGCGCCUACGCUCCAGCGUGCUCAAUAAAGGGAGCCCCCAUGGCCCCGGAGAAGGAAGCCUUCCUACACGAAAUACCAAACAACAUGGAAGACGACGAUGAAGAUUCAUGAGGAGACAGGAGGUUCACUAAGCCACCAUAUUUCUGUUCUGUUGAACUCUCUAAAAUAGCUGCCUAACUUGGAAAUGCAUGGAGACUUGUAUGCCUCCCUCCAGUCAGAGGGUUGAGUUGUUUCCUUGUUUCUGCCAAAAAAUUUGAGUAAAGUAAAAGUAAAAGGGCUAGUUGGAAAUAAAGAUUAAAUAUAACUCCAUUCAUCUAAAAGAACAAUAUUUAAGUUUAGAGAAAAUUAUAUUUUUAUAUAUUUUGCACAAUUAAAUGUGUUAAGCAGAGAACAAGUAGAUUUGUAAUGCACCUCUUGUACAUAUAUCUAUUUGUAACCCUAAUUGUGGUUCCUUAAUCCACAGUCAAUCAGAAAAAAAGCCCCUUAUUAUAUUUUACAUCUGUAAAAGCAUACUUGAACUUGACUUUUUUUUUUCAUUUAUUUGACGGAUAUCUUUGCAAAUGUUUGGCCCUUGUCAUGCUGCAUUAAAAUACACAGUGCCUCUGUACCAGAGACAAUUAUAUCCACAAUCCCUUAUUCCGCACCUUUUUUUAAAUGAAUUGCAUUUAUUUAGAUAAAACUUUUUCAAACUCAGCUCAGAAUGUUACUGUAUCUUCAGUGCCUUUUUGUGUUGUUAGUUUCCCUCAAAGGUACACAUUUGUAUGUGUUGUUCUUGAGUAUAACAAGUAACUCUGUUACUGGGAUGAAUCGUACAGACAAAUGUGAGAAAUAAUGCGUAAUGGGGCUGUGAAUAUCCUGGUAUAAUACUUUGUGAUCAAUAUACCUCCAUGUCAGAUAGAUGGUUUCGUCAUGGCAGACUUUUACCAGAAAACAAAUACACCGGUGUGUGUGUGCUCCAUCAGGGAACUUUUUUAAUCAGCCAAAGAAAGAAAAGCUGCUAACGUGAAGUGAUCUGUCAGAUACUUCAGACGAUGUAUUUUAAGUGCCUAUUUCCCAAAUGAAUUUUAAACUAUUAAGGAGGUAUGAUAUUGCUCUUUUACCAGUUAGUGUGAAUUGCAUAAUGUUUGUAUAUAAUGUACUCUUUUUAAAAGCGUAUAUUUAUAAUAUAUAAGAGAAAUUUCACCUUAGUUUUCUAUUUUUAGUUAACAUACAUCAGAAUGGGAUGGAGUUUCCCAUAAUGAUCAGAAACACCAGACCAUACGUUACAGUGCUCCUCCAUCAGUUGUUAACCUACAGUGUCUCUGACAGUCGGACAUUAUUUAUUGAUUAUGGAGAGCUGAUUGUAAGUGUGUGCAGAUUCCCACGGCAGCUAAAACCAGAAAACAAAGCAUUAAAGUAUGUUUACUAAGGACUAAAAAUGCAACAAGGUUACAUUCAUUUGGAUUACGAGUUAAAACAAUAUUGCAAUUCAUCUAUGUUGCAAUUUUUCAUCAAUGACAUUGAAAUAGUCUACAGGUUUAAGUACUAAAUAGCUUUGUAAAUAAUUACUAUUAUGUCUCACGUUGAUUUUAAGAUAUUGAAGCAGCAUUGACUGAUACGAUUAUGAUGCAGAAAGUUACUGUUUUCCAUCCACAACUAGCCUUUUUUGAAACUGGGAGAUGUUUGAAUUAGUGGGAUAUUAUCAAGUAUACAGUUUUUUAUUACAUUCAUCAUUACCUCUUUCUAACAGUUAAUGUCUGUUUUUGUAAAUACUGUUUUGAUUUUGCUUAAAGUUACUGCCAAUGUUACAUGUUUUUCCUUGAAUCUCUACAAUCUCGUUGAAAGCAUUUUGUAAAGUAAAAUGGUGACAAACUGUGCCAAAAGCUGUUGACUAUAAAUAGAUUGAAUAUAUUAGAUUGAAAGCACAAAUUGAGUCAAUGGGUUAUACCAUCAGCCUUAGUUUGUAAUGUAUGCUGUAGUUGCAUUAAAACUUGUGAGAAUGAAUCUCUGUUUCAUGUGAACUUUUGCAUGCUGCACUGUUUCAAAACUGUUGUGAAGCUUGAAAAUCAAAAGGUAUAAAUGUGUUUACAAGUGUAUUGGAGUGGUGAAGUCAGCUGUUCAGCAUGUGUUGUCUUUAAUUGGUUGCGGUUUGUAUAGUUGCUGCUGUAAAUAAAUACUGCUCGAGGUUAGAACCACA